Molecule: messenger RNA, 648 nt
Organism: Cyphomyrmex costatus
Lineage: Eukaryota; Metazoa; Arthropoda; Insecta; Hymenoptera; Formicidae
Gene: Rpb11
Product: DNA-directed RNA polymerase II subunit RPB11
Exons: 4
Coding region: 116-469 (117 amino acids)
Biological process (GO): transcription by RNA polymerase II
Cellular component (GO): RNA polymerase II, core complex
Molecular function (GO): DNA binding; protein dimerization activity
Source: RefSeq, a predicted model, not a curated record
CUGUAUCAACAGUGGCGGACGAUAUCCUUACAGCUGCAAGCGGGUUGGAAAUCGUAUCACUGGGGGUGAAGGGGGUCUUCUUAACAUUUACCUUGUUAAUAAUUGAUGAAGCGAGAUGAAUGCACCUCCGACCUUCGAGUCAUUCUUAUUAUACGAGGGAGAGAAAAAGAUAAUAAAGGAACAGGACACUAAAGUACCAAAUGCUGCGAUCUUUACGAUUAACAAGGAGGAUCACACUUUGGGAAACAUGAUCCGCAAUCAAUUACUGAAGGAUCCUCAAGUAUUAUUCGCUGGUUACAAAGUUCCUCAUCCCCUGGAACACAAGUUUGUUAUUAGAAUACAAACAACUUCAGAUUACACUCCACAUGAAGCGUUUAUGCAUGCCAUCACUGAUUUGAUCGCAGAACUUUCAUUGUUUGAAGAACGUUUUAAGGAAGCAAUAAAAGAGAAGAAAGAAGGUUUGGAUUAAACGGCUGAGUCUACAUUUCAUAAUUAUGUCCUUUUAUAUCUAGAUUUAAAUUUAGUCUAUUAAAGUAUUUGUAUAUUGGAUAUCAUAGACAUAAUAAAUACAUAUCGUAUAAAUGAAUGUUACAAAGAAUUGGAUCAAAUCAAAGCACAUUGAUAGGAUGAGAAUAAUUAGCUUCUGAC